Messenger RNA from Cornus florida, 2111 nucleotides. Its product is annotated as probable apyrase 7. Gene Ontology annotation, cellular component: membrane. NCBI's taxonomy places the organism in Eukaryota, Viridiplantae, Streptophyta, Magnoliopsida, Cornales, Cornaceae. The transcript has 2 exons. The record is from RefSeq and is a predicted model, not a curated record. The coding region runs from base 295 to 1980 and encodes 561 amino acids. Gene Ontology annotation, biological process: nucleoside diphosphate catabolic process. Gene Ontology annotation, molecular function: nucleoside diphosphate phosphatase activity.
CAAGGUAAGAGAAUUUACAUUUAAGUUCCUCUGCCUUUUUGUCGAAAUUCAAAAGAUCGAUUCCGUAUCCAUUCGUUUGAAUAUUGACGCAUGUGUAUGAUUACGGCCAUAUUACUGAAUCGUCACUUGUAGUAGCUGGAUUGUUUGUUUAUUUAUUGAUUGAUUGAAGAGCUGUAAAUUCACAACGAUUUACUGUUAUCACCUCCUAAUCUACUAAUUCUGUAUAUUUGUUGAUUCAAAGAAUUAAGUUGAUAGAUUUAGAAUUUACAGUAUCUUGAUGUUGUUAGUUUGGCCAUGGAACCUAGAUCGCCGUCAAAAUUUAAGCUUCCAAUGAUGGGUUUUCAGAACCGAGCUCUGAGGAUUGGUAUUAUAGUUCUAGUGAUGGUAUUGUUAUUAUCGGUUUGUGUUUAUGUUGUUUUAAGACCAGGGAACACUCAAUUUGUGUUAAAAAGGUCAUAUUUUACGGUGGUAGUGGAUUGUGGUAGCACAGGUACACGAGUAAAUGUAAUUGAAUGGAUGAUAGAAGGUGGUAUCAGCAGUCAUGAAUUGCCAAUUUUGGUGCAUUCUUAUCCUGAUAACUCAACCAGUAGUAAACUACAGAAAGAUGGUUGUCAGUAUCACUGCUUGCAAACUGAACCCGGUUUAGAUAAAUUUGUUGGUAAUUCUUCUGGAGUAAGGGCAUCUUUAGAGCCAUUGAUUAUUUGGGCGGAACAAAGGGUACCUUCUGAAAGGCAUGGAGAGACUUCUAUUUUUGUUCUAGCUACUGCUGGACUUAGGAGACUGCCAAGGGAAGAUGCUAAGCGGGUUUUGGAGGAUGCAGAGGCUGUUGUAAAGGAACACGCCUUCAUGUAUAGAAAAAAUUGGAUUAGGGUAUUGAGUGGGAAGGAAGAAGCUUACUAUGGUUGGGUUGCUCUGAACUAUAAAAUGGGAACCUUCAAGAAUUCCUCAAGGUUGCAGCCCACUUUGGGACUUCUCGAUCUAGGAGGUUCUUCAUUACAGGUUGUUGCAGAGACAGAUGAAUUGAAAGAAGAUGAGCACUUUUUGAGAUCAAAGAUUGGAUCAUUUGAACAUCAAAUUUUAGCAUACUCAUUGCCAGCAUUUGGGCUAAACGAGGCAUUCGAUAGGACUGUGGUUAUGCUUAGUCAUUCGCCGGCACUCAGGGAAGUUGCUGGAGGAACAUUUGAAAUAAGCCAUCCUUGCCUUGGUUUUGGUUUGGUGCAAAAUUAUACUUGCCAUGGUUGUUUUGGGCCAAGUUCUUAUGCUUCUGAAAAUUCUAGCCGUCAAGUGCCAAAAAAUGAGUCGAAUUCAGUAUUUCUUGUUGGAGACCCAAAUUGGGAGCAGUGCAAGUUAAUUGCCAGGGCUGCUGCUAUCAACUCGAGCAAUUCAGACUGGUCACAGCUAGCAGAUGGCCCAAACUGCAAAGCAGGCUUGUCCGCUUAUAGUGGCAUUGAGAUAGUUAAUUUGAUGGCUGUCACCCACCCCAUUGCACGUUUUCAUGCUUUAUCGGGAUUUUUUGCUGUUUACAAUUUGUUAAAUGUGAGCCCAAGAGCAAAUUUGACAAAGAUUUGGGAGAAAGGCCAGCAGUUAUGUACAAGAUCAUGGGUUGACUCGAGCAGCAUUCCCGGGAAUAAAAAUUAUACUGGACAGUAUUGCUUCAAGGUAUCCUAUUUGGCAUCACUCAUUGAGGAUGCUCUCUGUCUUAGUGAUAAAGAGAUAAUUUUUGGCCCAGGAGAUGUUUCUUGGACUUUAGGAGCUGCACUGGUCGAAGGGGAAUUUUUAUGGCUAAGUUCUGCUGCAGCUCAAACUAACAUUUUAACUUUAAAGAAUACAAUACCGUCUCCCAUUUUCCUAUUUAUUUUACUUCUAGGCCUACUAUUAAUUGUUUAUCACUGUCAAGUGAGGCUGCCUAUGCCAGGGAAGAAGGUUGCUGCUGAUGGGGUGUCUUUGCCAUGUUAUAUUUUUCCCAAAGUAUCGCCCUAACUAAUUCCUGGCUGCAGCUGUGUUAAUGUAACAAGUUCCAUGCUCAUUCAGUACAAUUAUAAUUCAUUUUGUUCUUUUACAUUGUGAGUGCUAAAAGAUUAUAUGGAAUGGUUGCUGAAUGUUCUUUUUUU